GGCGCCUCUUCCUCGUCCUCCUCCCUCGCUGACUCCUCUGCCUCUCCGCGCUUCACCCUCGAGGGAUCUCGGCUUCCCAAGAACGGAACUCUGCAGGCUUCCCCGGAACUCCGUCUGACGAUGUUCAAGUAGAGAACGAUAUUACGUGACCGACAACCGCCAAACUUUCGGGAGUGACAUGGAAACUUUUGCGGUGACGAGGAACGCGUUGGAUGCGUUUAAAGUGACGUGUGGACACUCGACCUGAGAAACCCUGAACUGAAGUCAUCAAUUGAAAGAUGGCUCUCCGUGCAACAUGGUCUGGAUGUUCACACAGUAAAGAAAGAGCAUACCCUGCUGUCCAACACGGGUGUAACAAUGUUACACCAGCACCAGUGGUUCACCCAGCAAAUGGAAUACAAAUCAACAUGGUAGCCCCUCAAGAUCCUGAUGAGCUUAAAGUCGUUGAUGGUCCAGCUCAGGGGCAGCAAGAUGGUGCAAAAUCAAGACAAGAUUUCCAAAGUCUCCACCACAAGCUAGCAAGCUCUGGAUUCCAGCACCCAAAACCACCUGGAGAAAGUGUAUGGACUCCUCUGAAUAGUUGCCACCAACUAAGCAGAAAAGCUAAUCCUGACUAUAUUUCAUCACUGCAUGUCACUGCACAAUACAGCGGCGCUAAUGAAAACUCUGGGAGACAAUGUCUGUAUAAUGGUGAACAAGAUGAGGAAUCUAUUCACUCACUGGAUGCUCUCAGCUGUGAACAGAUUGGAAACCAAAACCUAGUACUUUCAAGAAGUACCCGGUACCAGCAGCAGUUAACUUGUCCAUCACCAGUGGAAGAAAUAAAACCACUUACAGAUUUUGAAAUACACGACUUUAUUGUGAAAGAGGUUAAACAGUACAGAAGAACGCAGAGCACUGACAACCUCCCCACAUCCUCUGACAAAGGGACACAACAAUAUGAAGAGGUGCAAUGUGUCUCUGCACUUGAAAAAACACUUACAGUGGACAGUUCAAAGGGCAGCAAAUUAAAUACUGAAUUUACUCAGACAAGUGAUUGUCCUACAGUUCCAUCAAAGAAACAUUCAACAGAAUAUCUGCAACUUAUGGGGACAGUUGCUGCCACCCGCAAAAAGAACGAGGACAAGAGUCCAGUGGUUCUCAUAUCAAGGUCUGGAAUGACUUUUGAUGAACUGACUGAGAAGGAACCCUGGAACAAGCCACAAGAAGAAUGCACAUCUCUGGGGUUAAAUAUCAACAGGAAUUUAGAGGAAUUGCACAAGGUGGCUGGUGUUUCGUGGUCUCCCAAACACAUGGAAGUGAAAGAGGAUGGAGAUACAAGGCUAAAACCAGUUGACAAUGUGGGUUGGACAGUAGAUUUGGACAAUUUGCAAGGUGUGAAUGAAAGGCAAAGUUCAAUUAUCACUGGAAACCAAUCACUCAAAGAAAAUCAAGACACAUUUCCCAACAGAAGGAAAACUUCUGAAGAUCAACAUUGUCAUACAACAGAUCAGGAAGUAAUUGCACAUUCCAUGGGUACUUCAUCAGUUGAUCAAAUUCAGAUUCAUAGUGUUAUAUCAAUUUCUACGGACCAAACUGAACUUCUGUGGAACCAAGCAAGUCAUCAAUGUGUGAUGGCCGAUGCAGGUUCUGUGCAUUCACAAACAGAUUUAAGCAGUCUUGAAGUUACUGAAAAAAUUGCCGACGUCCAAGAACUGCCCCUACUCCCUGAAAGCAAGAGUCUGGAACACGCUGUGGAAGGUUUGAAAGAUCCAAAAUAUGAAGACAUUUCAGAUAAUGAAAUGUCACAGGGGAUGACAAAACUUCCAAACACAGAGCAUGAGAAAUGUAGCUUCCUGCCAUGUGGUGAAAAUCCUCAGUAUGAAGAUAUAAGUGAAGAUGAAAAUCCAGAGAGAGAGAUAUCUUUUCCAGAAUACAACAAAAAGCAGUCACUAUUUGAAAAUGAAGGCCAUGGACACGUGCAGGAUCAGGCUCAGGUAAAGACUGCAAGCAUUUCAGAUGAGAAGCUGAUUUUACUGGAUACAGCACAACUCUGUUCUUGCCCAUGUUUUGUUGAAACUGAUGAUGGUUUUGAACAUUUAUGUCCUAAAUGUGACAGCGACAGACAACUGGGAGUGCAAACAAACCACUCAGCUUCAUGUAGUCCUUCUUAUGAUUAUUUCAAAGAUGGAGAGGAGAGUGACGAUCAGAUGGAUGACUUCAUAGUCUUGCCUAUAUGCAUCACAGACAUUAUAUUUGGACCAGAUAAUGAAAUCCAGGACGUCCCAGAGUAUGUUGUGCAAGAUGACAGUAACAGUGGAGACGAAGAUGGGCACGGUGACAUGAUUUCAACAUACUGUCCAGCACCCAAUCCAGUUGCAGCUUCUGCUACCUACAACAUAGAGGUAUUUGACACAGUUAAGAGCUUUCUAAAAGCUAAAGCUGCAGAAUCAGGAAGAAGCACACCUGAACAUGAAAUGGUGCUCGAGGAAGACGCAUAUACACCUAGCAGGAGCGAGUUCCCCUCUGAGCCCGAAGACAGCACUGAAACAGAUGACAGUUGUGAUUACUCAGCACCUCUGCCACCAGAGACGGACGAUUAUGCACCUGAAAAAGAAACUGAACAAAAUGAAACUACAAAUGAGCAAAAAAUUCGAAGCAGCCGCUUAAACAUGGUGAGCUGUAUGGAAAACCUUAACAAGUUGAUUGAUGCCAAAGCUAGAUCAAAGAAUGUACAACCCGAAACCAUCAGACAAACGUAUUCAAAAAACCAAGAAAUAAUAAUUGUGGAUUCUGACACAGAGGAUGAAAGUGACCAAAAUUGCAGAACGAAAGCUAAACGUAAGCGAUUACUCUCUUCAGACUCUAUGGAAUAUGGAGAUGCCCCAUGGGGUCAGCAAACUGGACAUCCAUCUGAAACUGUGGACAGUCUGUAUGGAACUUUGAAAGAAAACGCAGACUUGCCAGUCCCACAGUGUCCUGAGCUAUCGCAUAGUACAGCAACAAGUGGGCAGCAGCUUGAAAAUAAAGCUGGCCAUAAGCAUGUUCAACAGGAGACCAACAGAAGAAAUAUCGAAAGUGUAAUCAUCCUCGACUCUGACACAGAGGAUGACAGUGACCAAGAGCACAAAGAGGAGUACAGCAGGAGAUUCAUCUCUUCAGGGUCAAUGAAUAGUGCCAUUUCGUCAUCACAUUCACCUGACAUUGUGGACACGGAGUAUGGACCUACUAAAGAAAAGCUCCAAGAAAUGAGAUUGUCAUCUGCUGAUUGCCCUGACCUGUCCCUCUGUGCAGAAAAUGGUGGACAGUUGAUUGAAGCUGAAGUUGGCUCUGCGCGUUUGCAACACAAGAGUAACAAACAAGCAACCUCAAGAGUUUUUCAUGAGUCUGACAAGGUGUCUAAAAAAGACGAUCGGAUCAGCAAAAGAAAGGCAACAGACAGAAAUCCCUCAGCAGUUCCAAAAGACAGUCGUGCUACAUUUCCAGAACAAAACAGACAGUCAAAGGAAAUUGUAAACCGCCUCUGUGGAACUGGCAAGACAAGGCCUCGAAAAACCAUACAGUUGUCUAUAGAGUCACAAAGGAAGUGGCUUCAGUCUGUGGACAAGAAAGCAGAAGCCACCUCAGGUACUUGUCCUGUGAUGCCUCAGUCAGUGCACAAUAAAGACCUGAAAUGUCCAAAAGAACGUGUCAACAGGCAGGGUAAAGAUGAAACCCUUGCGCCAAACACUCCUAUAGCAACCAGUAAGAGGAAACACUACUAUGAAAAGAACACUUUGAAUAAGGUUCAAGCCAACAGAAUAAAACCCAGACGGGUUUCAAAGGAACUUUCGUUACCAAGCCAGGAGCGCCUAUCUGCAACAAUGAUGGACAUUUUAAGAACUAACUAUGAGUCAAGGAGACAAGCAAGGCCAGGACCUAGUCACUCUGCCAGGGCUCCCAAACACAGACGGAGGCACAACUCCCACGAGUCUGUGACUCCCCUGAUGAAGAGGACCAUGUCUGAAGCUAAACAUUUGACCAAGGCCAGAAAUCGAGAGAUUCAAAGGGAACAAGGAUCCAAUGUGGGUGUUGGUUAUAAAGGGUUGGAGAGUGGAAAAAAGGUGGCAAGGCUAACAAAGAAAGAUUCCGCCAGCGAGAGGUAGUGAAGAUCUCAAAGAGCCUUUCAUCGAGGAGAACGUUGCGCUGAUUACUACAACGGAGUUGUUAAUAACUGUUGCUGUAUGUAAUUCUGUAUUUUAACAGUGUGCAUGCAUGUUAAAACAAAGUGUGUCAUAUGUUAGUAUGUAAAAUAUCAGCUGAUUGUGGUAGUGUUUUCAAUUGGAAAGAAAUGUUAUUUUUUCCAGCUACCUCACGAUGAAGUUUUUCCAUUUACUGUGUUUAUGCCCUGAUUACAGUUUGAACUUGAACUGCAUGAUAUUUUAAAAGUGAGAUGGAUACAUAUCUAUAUGAUCCUGUUCUUUUCCCUCUUUUAACUUAAUAUUGUUUUUGUACUUGAUUUUGUACUCAGCCGUGGUUACAUUCUGCGGGCAAUAUUGUAUUAUUUUAAGAAAUGUUAAUAAAUGUUAUAAAAGUCUU
Molecule: messenger RNA, 4557 nt
Organism: Paralichthys olivaceus (Japanese flounder)
Lineage: Eukaryota; Metazoa; Chordata; Actinopteri; Pleuronectiformes; Paralichthyidae
Source: RefSeq, a predicted model, not a curated record